Molecule: messenger RNA, 957 nt
Organism: Arctia plantaginis
Lineage: Eukaryota; Metazoa; Arthropoda; Insecta; Lepidoptera; Erebidae
Source: the annotation of a GenBank genome assembly
AUGACACUAGCGGUGGUCCUUGUUUUGUUCUUUAUCAAAACGUACUACGCAAUCUACGCAACCCAUAGAUUUGCUCCUCUUUUAGAUAUUAUAUCCAAUGAUCUGAUCAAAGCUAAUGAUAUGGAAGAAGAGUACCAGCGUUUAUUCGAUUCACAUAUAAAAGAAGGAAAAGUUGGUGAGAUUGCAUGGCUGUUUAUUCCAGUAAUGAUGAGCAUACAGUUUCCCUUCUAUGCAGGGUUAUUAAUGAGUAUUGAGAGCAUACAAACAGAUGAUUACGAAAGGCGUAUGGUACACGAUAUGGAACUGAUAUAUGUGCGAGAUAUUCAAAGUGAAGCACCUUUUUUUCAUUGUAUGUUUGCUUACAAUUGUGUACAGUGCGUCGUUCUUGUGCCUAAUUUUGGAUUGGAUGGUUCAUUCUGCAUAGUAACUACUCAUUUGCGCCUGAAGCUCAAACUUAUAACUCUGAAAGUAGAAAAGGCAUUUAAUACCUCACGCAACGUAUACGAACUAAGAAGAAAAAUGCGGGAAGCAAUCCAAGAUCACCAAGAGGCAUUUGAGUUUUAUGUUAAGGCUCAGUACAUGUAUGGAACCUGGUUACUAGUUGUUUUCAUGCUGACCUCUUUUUUAAUAUCAUUCAGUUUAUAUCAGAUACAUUUACUGCAGAGAAUUGACCCGAAAUACACGUCAUUCAUGAUGGUCGGUGUCUUCCACAUUUAUUUACCAUGCUACUAUGUCAGCACCUUGACUAAGGUCGGCGAAGAUGUUCCGGAUGACCUUUACAGUGUUUGUUGGGAAGAUUGGGCUGAUCCCGUCUGCACUAAUUUACUUAUAUUCAUGAUAUGCAGGUCACAAAAACCUCUGAUCUUGACGGGAAAUGGCUUAGUUGUAUACAAUAUGGAACUCUUUAAAUCUAUUAUGCAGACUUCUUACUCGUUCUUCACUUUAAUUACAGCAUAA